AAAAAAAAACAGUGCAUAGUUCGGUCAGUCACUGUUUUUAUAUAGUAUCAGCUCUGCCAUCAUUUCUUUCAUCGAGAAGGCAAUUAGUAAAUACUUUCUUUCAGGCUACAAUGAUUUCAAUUUCCGGAAAUGAAGACAUCGAUAAUAUGAUUAUGGACAAGAUCCAGACGAAGAAAGAGGAAGCUGCAGGAAAGAAGCAACAGAAAGUUCCUUUGCUAAAACUUUUCGCAUUUGCCGAUUUUUACGACUUCGUGUUGAUGGGGCUGGGAUCAAUCGGUGCUUGUAUUCAUGGAGCUGCAGUGCCUGUCUUCUUCAUUUACUUUGGAAAAUUGAUAAAUAUCAUUGGACUGGCUUAUCUCUUUCCUCAACAAACUUCUCACAAAGUUGCCAAGUACUCGUUGGAUUUUCUAUAUCUCAGUGUGGCUAUGUUAUUUUCGUCAUGGACGGAGGUGGCAUGUUGGAUGCAUACUGGAGAACGACAGGCAGCAAAGAUGAGAAUGGCCUACUUGGAUUCAAUGUUGAGUCAAGACAUAAGCGUAUUCGACACUGAAACAUCCACCGCGGAGGUCAUAACCUCAAUUACAAGCGACAUUCUUGUUGUGCAAGAUGCCAUUUCCGAGAAGGUAGGGAAAUUGAUGCACUAUAUAAGCCGAUUUCUAGUUGGCUUUAUUAUUGGAUUUAUCAGGGUAUGGCAAAUCAGUUUGGUGACAUUGUCUGUGCUCCCUUUAAUCGCUCUUGCUGGUGGCUUCUAUGCAUAUAUAGCAACCGGCCUUAUUAUUAACGUUCGCAAAUCUUAUGUCGAGGCUAGUCAAAUCGCUCAGGAGGUAAUUGGUAAUAUCAGAACAGUGCAAUCAUUUACAGGAGAAGAAAGGGCAGUGAGAUCAUAUAAAGAAGCUCUAAGGAAUACCUACAAGCACGGAAGAAAAGCUGGUUUGACGAAGGGUCUUGGAAUGGGAACCCUGCAGAGUCUUCUAUUCCUCUCGUGGGCUUUACUUGUUUGGUAUACUAGCAUAGUUGUUCAUAAGAACAUUGCCAAUGGUGGUGACUCCUUCACCACCAUGCUCAAUGUCCUUAUUGCUGGAGUAUCCCUGGGAAUGGCAGCACCAGAUAUUUCUGCAUUUUUUCGAGCCAUGGCAGCAGCUUACCCCAUUUUUGAGAUGAUUGAGAAGAACACAGUAAGCAAAUCAAGCUCAAAAACUGGCCAAAAACUAGGAAAAUUGGAGGGUCACAUCGAAUUCAGGGACGUAUGUUUUUGCUACCCAUCACGUCCUGACGUAGUUAUUUUCAAUAAAUUUCGUCUUGAUAUACCUUCUGGGAAGAUUGUAGCUCUUGUCGGAGGAAGUGGAUCAGGAAAGAGCACGGUUAUAUCUUUGAUCGAACGCUUCUAUGAGCCUCUAUCCGGAAAGAUACUGUUAGAUGGGAAUGAUAUCAGGGACCUUGACCUCAAGUGGCUACGGCAACAAAUUGGACUAGUAAAUCAGGAGCCUGCCCUUUUUGCAACAAGUAUUAGAGAGAACAUUCUCUACGGAAAAACUGAUGCAACCCUUGAUGAACUUACAAGUGCUGCUAAACUUUCAGAAGCUAUGUCCUUUAUCAACAACCUCCCUGAUGGAUUGGAAACUCAGGUUGGUGAGAGAGGAAUACAACUAUCAGGUGGCCAAAAACAAAGGAUUGCAAUAUCACGAGCAAUAAUAAAGAAUCCUUCAAUUCUUUUACUAGAUGAAGCUACAAGUGCCCUAGAUGCUGAGUCUGAGAAAAGUGUGCAAGAGGCACUUAAUCAUGCCAUGGUGGGAAGAACUACUGUAAUUGUGGCUCAUCGUCUUUCAACCAUUAGGAACGCAGAUGUAACUGUUGUUCUUCAGGAAGGGAAGAUAGUGGAAAUCGGAAGCCAUGAAAAGCUCAUCUCAAAUCCAAAUAGUACAUACGCAUCACUUGUUCACCUUCAGGAGGAAGCUUCUGUGCAAUGCCACUCCUCUGUAAGUCCUUCCGUGGGAUGGCCACUCAGACAGUAUUCAGGAGGUUUGUCCUACACAAGGACAAGCUUUAGUGCGAGUUUUCGUUCUGAAAAAGAUUUACGUAGUCAUGCUGGUGUUGAUACAAUGGAGCCUAUCAAGCCAAAACCUGUUUCACUGAAAAGACUGUAUUCCAUGCUUGGCCCUGAUUGGAUUUAUGGCGUUGUUGGAACCAUUAGUGCCUUUGUUGCUGGAGCGCUGCUGCCACUUUUUGCAUUAGGAAUGGCUCAAUCUCUUGUAGCCUAUUACAUGGACUGGCACACAACCUGUCAAGAGAUCAGAAAGAUUUCAAUCCUAUUUUGCUGUGGUGCAGUAAUUAGCAUUUUCGCCUACGCCAUUAUGCAUCUGUGUUUUGGAAUCAUGGGAGAGCGACUUGCUUUUCGUGUGAGAGAAAUUAUGUUUUCUGCCAUUCUGAGGAACGAAAUUGGAUGGUUUGAUGACUUGAACAAUACCAGUCCAAUGCUCACAGGACGUCUACAGAGUGAUGCAAUUUUGUUGCAAACAAUAGUUGUUGAUCGCACAACAAUUCUCUUACACAAUGUUGGUCUGGUUGUCACCUCAUUUAUCAUUGCUUUCAUCUUAAACUGGAGGAUCACACUUGUUGUCAUAGCCACAUAUCCACUCCUGAUCAGUGGUCACAUCAGCGAGAAACUCUUUAUGCAAGGCUUUGGUGGCAACUUGAGCAAAGCAUAUUUAAAGGCUAACAUGCUGGCUGGAGAGGCUGUCAGCAACAUCCGCACUGUUGCAGCAUUUUCUGCUGAAGAGAAGAUCCUUCAUCUUUAUGCCCAUGAGCUUGUGGAACCUUCCAACCGCUCAUUUCUUCGUGGUCAGAUCGCAGGAAUAUUCUAUGGUGUAUGCCAAUUCUUCAUAUUCUCAUCUUAUGCGCUUGCACUAUGGUAUGGUUCUGUUUUGAUGGGAAAGGAGAUUUCUGGAUUUAAAUCUAUCAUGAAGUCAUUUUUUGUUUUGAUUACAACUGCAAUAGCCAUGGGAGAAACUCUGGCGAUGGCUCCAGAUAUUCUGAAAGGGAACCAAAUAGCAGCGUCUGUCUUCGAGCUGCUGGACCGCAAGACACAGGUGAUUGGGGAUGCUGGAGAAGAGUUGAAAAAUGUGGAAGGUACAAUUGAGCUAAGAGGGGUCCAAUUCAGCUAUCCUUCUAGACCAGAUACAUUGAUUUUCAAGGACUUCGAUUUCAGAGUGUGUUCAGGCAAGAGUAUGGCUUUAGUGGGCCAAAGUGGCUCCGGUAAAAGUUCUGUUCUUGCUCUGAUUCUUCGUUUCUAUGAUCCAACAGCAGGAAAAGUGAUGAUUGAUGGCAUAGACAUCAAGAAACUGAAGCUGAAAUUCCUUCGGAAACACAUUGGUCUUGUCCAACAAGAGCCACCUCUUUUUGCCACCUCAAUCUAUGAGAACAUCUUAUAUGGAAAAGAAGGGGCCUUGGAAGGAGAAGUAAUUGAAGCGGCUAAGCUUGCUAAUGCCCAUAGUUUCAUCAGCGCCCUUCCCGAGGGCUACUCAACAAAGGUUGGUGAACGAGGGGUGCAACUAUCUGGUGGCCAGAAGCAAAGAGUGGCCAUUGCCCGAGCAGUUCUGAAAAACCCAGAAAUCUUGCUAUUAGACGAGGCGACCAGUGCUCUAGACGUGGAGUCAGAGCGUGUCGUGCAACAAGCUCUAGAUAGAUUGAUGACAAACCGAACAACAGUCAUAGUAGCACACAGGUUGUCCACUAUAAAGAAUGCUGAUGAAAUAUCAGUUAUACAAGGCGGGAAGAUAAUACAGCAAGGCACCCAUUCCAAUCUUAUAAACAACAUGGAAGGAGCAUAUUUUAAGUUAGUAAGACUUCAGCAGAGAGAAUAAUAGCAUCAACAGCAGGAAUAUAGAUUGCCCUGCCUCUCAUGCGGAUGUGAUAUCUCCAUUGUUUUAUCCUUCUAUAUAUACAUAGUCUCCUCUGUGUUGUCUAUCUGAAAAUAAUAAUAUGUUGGGACCUGCGGUCCAAUAUUAGAAGUUGCAUUUUCUCAUUCACCUGUUCCCUAAAUAUUCAGCCAAAUGUUUCCCUCCAUAUUUUAUAUCGUGUAUCGUUGGAAUUUUAUUUUCAAUUUAGUCGUUUGGUUUUUCAAA
Messenger RNA from Populus trichocarpa (black cottonwood), 4121 nucleotides. RefSeq names its product ABC transporter B family member 2. Gene Ontology annotation, biological process: transmembrane transport. The record is from RefSeq and is a predicted model, not a curated record. NCBI's taxonomy places the organism in Eukaryota, Viridiplantae, Streptophyta, Magnoliopsida, Malpighiales, Salicaceae. The transcript is spliced from 12 exons. Gene Ontology annotation, molecular function: ABC-type transporter activity; ATP hydrolysis activity; ATP binding. Bases 111 to 3860 code for a protein of 1249 amino acids. Gene Ontology annotation, cellular component: membrane.